This is a messenger RNA of Impatiens glandulifera, 1491 nucleotides long. Its product is annotated as leucine-rich repeat extensin-like protein 4. NCBI's taxonomy places the organism in Eukaryota, Viridiplantae, Streptophyta, Magnoliopsida, Ericales, Balsaminaceae. The coding region runs from base 21 to 1349 and encodes 442 amino acids. The transcript has a single exon. The record is from RefSeq and is a predicted model, not a curated record. Gene Ontology annotation, molecular function: protein binding.
AAAGAGAAUGAAGUAUAUAAAUGCAACCAUUUGGAGGAUCUCUGUUUUGCAAUAAGAAGAUGAUGAUCAUCAAGACUCACUUUCUCUCUCUACAUUUCCCCAUUCUUCUUCUUCUUCAGAUUAUAAUCGCCACCAAAGCUGAUUUAUUGACAGUCGGCAGCGGCGUUGGUGUCGAAAUUGGCAUCGGCGGCGGAGGCGGCAUUUGGAUUGGAGGAGGAGGAGGAGGAUCAAAUAAUGUUCCUGAUUCUCCGGCCAAUAUCCCGUCUGCAAGUCUUGCUCCGGCAUAUACAGCUCUCCAAGCAUGGAAAUCUGCAAUUAAAGAAGACCCAUUUAAGAUUCUUGCAUCAUGGGUUGGAUCCAAUGUGUGUAAUUACAAGGGAGUCUUCUGUGCACAACCUGAACAAGGCUAUGGUUUAACCGGUCCCGACGGUCCAAUCGUCGCCGGAAUAGAUCUAAACCGUGCAAAUCUACAAGGAACACUUGUAAAAGAACUUUCCCUCCUCACUGAUUUAUCAAUCUUUCAUCUAAACAGUAACAGAUUCACAGGCACCAUUCCUCAAAGCUUUAGUUAUCUUUCAUCUUUAACUGAACUAGACUUAAGCAAUAACCAUUUCUCCGGUCAAUUUCCAAUUUCCGUUCUUUACAUACCAAAUCUUCUCUACUUAGAUCUAAGAUUCAACUUCUUCUAUGGUUCAAUCCCAGAAGAUCUCUUUAACAAGAAUCUAGACGCAAUCUUCCUCAAUAACAAUCAAUUCAGCGGCGAAAUCCCAUCAAAUUUGGGGAAUUCUCCAGCAUCAGUAAUCAAUUUAGCCAAUAAUAAAUUCAUUGGAAACAUCCCUUUUAGUUUGGGUUACAUAAACCCAAAAUUAAGAGAGAUUCUUUUUCUGAACAAUCAACUCACUGGCUGCAUUCCUCAAUCAAUUGGGUUAUGGCAAUAUUUGCAGGUUUUUGAUGUGAGUUUCAAUUCAUUAAUGGGUCAUUUACCUGACACAAUUUCUUGUCUUUCGGAUAUUGAAGUUCUGAAUUUAGGACAUAAUAAACUUUCCGGUGAAGUGCCGGAUCUGAUCUGUGAUCUGAACAGACUUAUGUAUCUGACUGUUGCUUAUAAUUUCUUUUCUGGGUUUAGUCAAGAAUGCUCCAAGUUAUCGUUUAGGAAUGUGGGUUUUGAUGUAUCAUUGAAUUGUAUACAUGGGAGGGGAAUGCAGAGGCCGGAGCCGGAAUGUUCCAUUAUUCCCGGCGGUGGACUUAAUUGCUUGAGAAUACCGGUGGUUCAGCCUCUUGUAUGUGCAAUACUCUUUGAUAUUCAGAAGAAUAGUAAUAGAAUUCCUUCUUCUUCUUCUUCUCCAUGAAAGAGACAGAAGACGCCAUUGUUAUGGAUAACUGUGAAAAGCUUGUCAAUGGGAAAACCUAUUUAAGUUUACUGUUUUCAAUGUAAAUUGUAAAUUACUUUUUUUUUUAAUCAACUUAGAACAUUUAAUGAUGGUAAUUCAC